Messenger RNA from Aureobasidium pullulans EXF-150, 378 nucleotides. RefSeq lists its product as uncharacterized. The annotation marks the transcript as partial. The transcript has a single exon. The record is from RefSeq and is a predicted model, not a curated record. Lineage: Eukaryota; Fungi; Ascomycota; Dothideomycetes; Dothideales; Saccotheciaceae.
CCCUUGCGCGAAGGCAGGCAGGAAGACCUGGCGGCACUGAAGCUGCUGCCAGAAUGGAUGGUAAUUGUGAGAGUGCUCGUUAUACACCUCGACCUUGGACGAGCUGCCGACAGCGGUCUGUUUGGACUUUUAGGAGAUGAAAUUAUACAAGUGGUGGACGCCACUCUGCCGUUGGCCUCGCAGCUGUAUGCGCUAGCCGAGCAUUGUGAACGUGGAGCUUCUGCCGUCACGCAUGCACAGGACUUUACUCGAAUGUCUGCAAACGACAUGGAUGCCAUGGUGAAGCGUGUGGCGUUCAAAAUGUUCCAUGAUCAUGAGAUAGGCAAACGUCUGCGGCCAGCAAUCAUGUUCAGGCUGUGUACAGAGAUGUGUAAUCAC